Messenger RNA from Ziziphus jujuba (common jujube), 927 nucleotides. Its product is annotated as UDP-glycosyltransferase 89B2. NCBI's taxonomy places the organism in Eukaryota, Viridiplantae, Streptophyta, Magnoliopsida, Rosales, Rhamnaceae. The record is from RefSeq and is a predicted model, not a curated record. The coding region runs from base 1 to 927 and encodes 308 amino acids. The transcript has a single exon.
AUGUCAACCUCCUCUGACUCCUCCGCCACCUUUAAAGAGACUCAUAUUUUGGUUUAUGGUCAAUUUAGUUCAAGCCACUUCAAGCCAAUCCUAGACCUCACCUAUCGGCUACUCACCCGUGGCCUCAGGGUCACCGUGGCUGUGACCACCAACAAUCUUCAUCUCCUCCAACCACUCGUCUCCACCUAUCCAUCUUCUCUCCAAACUUUUCCCCUCGUUUACGCCGAAAAUACUGACCCCUCCCGAGACUGGCUAUUCGCCAAUGCUUGCACCACGUACGAGCUUCACUCGCCCGUGCUCCUUCAGUUUUUCCAAACCCAUCCAUCACCGCCCGUUGCCAUUAUUUCUGAUUUCUUCCUCGGCUGGACUUACGAACUUGCUUCCAAGCUCGGCGUUCCGCGACUACUUUUCUCGCCGUCACCUGCUUGUGCUUUAUCGGUUUACUAUUCUCUGUGGCGUCACCUGCCAAAGAAGGAAGAUGCCAACGACGCCGUUUCUUUUCCGAGUGUACCGAAUUCUCCAUCGUUUCCAUUUCGCCAACUUCCUCCUUACUACCUAGCUUACAAGGACGGAGACGCUGAUUCCGAGUUCUAUAGAAACUGUGAGUUGGGGAACAUGGCGAGUUGGGGAGUUGUGUUCAACUCGUUCGCUGAGUUGGAAGGUGUAUACAUCGACCGCAUCGAGGAAGAACAUGGCGUUGGUCGUGUUUGGGCGGUGGGACCCUUGCAUCAAGGAACCGAAUCAGUGACAACGACGUCAGUUGAAAGCGGCGGGUCAAAGCAUGGGCUGCUGACGUGGCCUGACCAACGUCCAAACGGUUCCGUCAUUUUCGUGUCGUUUGGGAGUUGGGUGACGCUUCUUGAUGAGCAAAUCAAGGAAUUGGCUUUGGCGUGUCAAUGGGGUCCGCGUAGGACACGUGGGAGGUGA